UAUGGUGCCGGGACAAGCCUCCUGCUGCAGGUAUUAAACUGUUCCCGGAGAGCCGCUCCGCACAGCCUUACGUGAAAAGCGCCUCCGCUCCGGGGCCCCGAAUUCCACAGGGUUCAGCACACUGGCCAGCCAGGGCAGUGCGGCUCGGGGGUUUAGCUCAGGGCCACAGCACAGGAGAGAGCAUCAGCCGAGCAGCACUCUUCUGGAAGUUUCUCGAACAGCUUUUCAAGUCUUGUCCUUUAGGCAGUACCAAUAAGGUGCUGGUUGGGGUUUCUCGUUCUUUGGAGACGGCUCCUGGCGCUUGCAGAGGACGCAGCCAUGAUGCACCUGAGCUCGGCUGAGGGCUGGCAGCAGGGCUGCGUCGAGGAAGAGGAGGGGUGGGCAGACGAGAGCCACGCGAGUAGCAGCGGUACUGUCAACCUGGAUGACAGCCUGACCAGCCUGCAGUGGCUGCAGGAGUUCUCCAUCAUCAACGCCAACAGCAACCAGGCCUCUUCCUCCUCUGCCCACCUACAGCAUCACCUCUAUGGGCACCAGGGCCUGGUGGGCACCGAGGCGCCAGCCUCCCCACUGGCUGCUGACCCAGCCUCGAUGGGCAUGCCCCACACCCCUGGCAAGCCUACUGCCGCUGCCUUCUGCAGGGCCCCCCAGUCUGCCCUCUUAGGUGCCCAGGGCCACUCACCCGAAGACAUCGACUACAAGACCAACCCCCACGUAAAACCACCCUACUCCUACGCCACACUCAUCUGCAUGGCCAUGCAAGCCAGCAAGAAGAGCAAAAUCACCCUCUCCUGCAUCUACAAGUGGAUCACCGACAACUUCUGCUAUUUCAGGCAUGCUGACCCCACAUGGCAGAACUCCAUCCGGCACAACCUGUCCCUGAACAAGUGCUUCAUCAAGGUCCCUCGUGAGAAGGACGAGCCGGGGAAGGGGGGCUUCUGGAAGAUUGACCCCCAGUACGCCGACCGGCUGCUCAGUGGCGCAUUCAAGAAAAGGAGGAUGCCGCCCGUGCAGAUCAACCCUGCCUUUCAAGCCAGGGUCUCCUCUGGGGCGCCUUCCCCUGUCGCCCACCUGCCCGCUGGGGGAAGCGAGCUGUGCAUCAGUCAGGAGUCCCAGCGCCUUCUCCGAGAGUUUGAGGAGGCCACGGGUGACCAGAACUGGGAUCCCUCUGAGCAUGGGAAGGGCGGACAGAAGAGGAAGCAGCCGCUGCCCAAGAGGAUGGCGAUGAAGGCCCCUCGGCGAUCCAGCUCCCCUCUGCUGUCGGCGGAGGAGCAGAAGGAGCUGGGGUCUCUGAAAGGCGACUUUGACUGGGACGCCAUACUUGACUCGGCCCUGACUGGAGACCUGAGUGACAACCUGGACAGCAUUCCCUCUCUCAGCCCCAUCGUGCAGGACACGGAUCUGACUGUGAGGGGAAAGCACAUCGACCGGCCUCAGGAGUGGGCUCCACUGGACGGCAGCUUGCCCCACGUGCUCUCCGAGACCCAGCAGAGCAGCCUGGACUUCGACGAGGAGACCUUCCUGGCUACUGCCUUCCUCCAGAACCCCUGGGAGGAGGAGGGGGAAGGCCACAGCGGCUUUCUGUCUGGCUCCGCGGUCAACUUGGACCAGCUGUUUGACUUUGGCGACUCUUUUCCAGGUGACCUCAACGACUGCAGCAGGAUAGACUCAUUCCUUUGAAGGCGACUGUUCAGUCACACAUCGUGUGAAAUCAAACCUGUAAUGACAGACAUUUCCUUGUCCUUUCAUUGCGCCUUGAGCUUUCAUUGAAAACACUGCUCAGCCAUACUACAGAUAUUUGGAAAGCUGAAGUUUCUAUUGUUCUUUGAAUGAAGUAUACUAUGUGGUGCUGUCUCUCUAGGAUAAGUGAAUACUAUGGAUGGGUCGAUUGUAAAAACUUAAUCACACCUUUUAAUUAAAACCGUAAAAACCAUGAUCAAUAAAAUUGAGGCCAUGAUAUGAUAAAAGACUUACCGGAGUUUCCAGAUCCCCGAGUUCUUUACUAA
Molecule: messenger RNA, 2006 nt
Organism: Lepisosteus oculatus (spotted gar)
Lineage: Eukaryota; Metazoa; Chordata; Actinopteri; Semionotiformes; Lepisosteidae
Gene: foxj1a
Product: forkhead box J1a
Biological process (GO): regulation of transcription by RNA polymerase II
Cellular component (GO): nucleus
Molecular function (GO): RNA polymerase II cis-regulatory region sequence-specific DNA binding; DNA-binding transcription factor activity, RNA polymerase II-specific
Source: RefSeq, a predicted model, not a curated record